This is a messenger RNA of Bombus pascuorum, 3167 nucleotides long. It is a transcript of the gene Sam-S, whose product is annotated as S-adenosylmethionine synthase. Gene Ontology annotation, molecular function: methionine adenosyltransferase activity; ATP binding. Bases 614 to 1828 code for a protein of 404 amino acids. Lineage: Eukaryota; Metazoa; Arthropoda; Insecta; Hymenoptera; Apidae. The record is from RefSeq and is a predicted model, not a curated record. Gene Ontology annotation, cellular component: cytosol. Gene Ontology annotation, biological process: S-adenosylmethionine biosynthetic process. The transcript has 10 exons.
AGUGUAUUUAUUGCAGCUUGAUAAUAAUUCAAGUCGAUCUCAACUCGUAGCUCAAAGUUCAAUAUACAAUUAUCCCGUUAUACUUUGAAAGUUUUCCAUCCGAACGAAUCGCAUAUCACCGAUUUUCCGAAGACUCGGAACGCUAUAUUAACAAGAAGUAUUAAAUACGUGGAUAAGAUACCGAAUUGGGAACGGUGAAAGUAACGUUUCAGACGAAUCUAAUCGAAUUCCGCGCCGAUUUCAUCUUCUGGAUGAUCGAGUGUCACGUGACUCGAGAUUAGCCGAACGAAGCGACGAAGGUACCGAAGUUAUAAAUAACGGCUACCAGAGGGUGGGGAGUCUCUUUCACUUUCUACUUCUACACUGUACCAUAGUGCAUUUGCUCCGCGCUCGCCUGGCUGUUACGUUGUGUGCUGUGCUGGUGUAGGGUUGGCUCGUGCGAAACCAAAGUAGGGUAUAGACUGAACUUAGGACCCGACUUCCUCGCUUUCUUCAACUAUUAACGACGUCAGACAAACUGAACGUGUCAGCAGAGUUGCAACACGUGGCGGAAGCAUUUGAGCGUAGACGAAAGAAACCAAAAGCUGUAUCCACGAUCACGAAAAGAAAGAAAAUGCCGGAGACCGCUCAUCACAUGAAUGGAUACGCUAACGGGCACACGCCGCCCGAGCUACAACAGGAUACCAGUUUCCUUUUUACUUCAGAAUCCGUCGGCGAAGGCCAUCCAGAUAAAAUGUGUGAUCAAAUAAGUGAUGCAAUUUUAGAUGCACAUUUAAAACAAGAUCCUGAUGCAAAAGUGGCUUGUGAAACUGUGACAAAAACAGGAAUGAUACUGUUAUGUGGAGAAAUAACAUCAAAAGCUGUGGUAGACUAUCAAAAAAUUGUUCGGGAUACUGUUAAGCACAUUGGAUAUGAUGAUUCUUCAAAAGGAUUCGAUUGGCGUACGUUGAACCUUUUGGUGGCGAUCGAACAACAAUCUCCAAAUAUCGCUGAUGGUGUUCAUGUGGACAGGGAAGAGAAGGACGUGGGUGCAGGUGAUCAGGGUCUGAUGUUUGGAUAUGCAACGGAUGAAACUGAUGAAUGUAUGCCCUUAACUGUUGUAUUAGCACACAAGUUAAACCAAAAAAUAGCAGAAUUAAGACGAAGUGGUGAAUUAUGGUGGGCAAGACCAGAUUCAAAAACACAGGUCACUUGCGAGUACGUAAUGGAUCGUGGUGCCUGCGUACCUAUAAGAGUUCAUACAGUGGUUGUAUCAUUACAACAUAGUGAAAAAAUUGGCUUGGAAGAAUUACGCAAAGCAGUCAUGGAGAAGGUUAUCAAAGAAGUUAUUCCAGCAAGGUAUCUAGAUGAUAGAACGAUCUUCCAUGUUAAUCCUUGUGGAUUGUUUAUUAUUGGUGGUCCACAGAGUGAUGCUGGUCUGACUGGUCGCAAAAUAAUAGUCGAUACAUAUGGUGGUUGGGGAGCUCAUGGUGGUGGUGCAUUUUCUGGUAAAGAUUUCACAAAAGUUGAUAGAUCUGCUGCUUAUGCAGCGAGAUGGGUUGCUAAAUCUUUAGUGAAAGCUGGUCUUUGCAGACGAUGCCUUGUACAGGUUUCUUACGCUAUUGGAGUAGCAGAACCUCUUUCAAUCACAGUUUUUGAUUAUGGUACUUCUAAAUUAUCUCAACACGAACUUCUAGGUAUAGUCAAUAAAAAUUUCGAUUUACGACCUGGGAAAAUCGUUAAGGAGCUGAAUCUUCGUAACCCCAUUUAUCAGCAAACUAGUACUUACGGACAUUUUGGCCGAGAAGGAUUCACUUGGGAACAACCAAAAACUCUAAUUCUCGAUUGAUGAGAGCAUAGAUCCUAAAUCAGUUUGACGUUUCUUAUUGUAAAACGUCUAUCAAGUUGUUCUCAAUAAUCAUAUAUCUCGUAAAUGUUUUCCGAGAUUUUCCGACCUCCGCGUUACUUCGCCGAGUCCAUCAAUUCCUUUUGCCAAUUUAGUACUAGCCGGAAAAAUGACAUAUUAGAUUUUUCCAUCAUGAAGUUCUUGGUAUUAUGCGAUAUAGUACAAAUUUUUUUGAUCCAGCAUAUAAGCAAGAGCAAUUUUUUUUCUUACUAUUCGCAAACUGAGUUGAUGUUCAUCAAACAUUAGAUAUAAUGAAACUAUCGGCAAAGGGAAAGGUGAACUAAGCCUGUAUGAGUCUGUUACACGUGUACUUGUAACAGUCACGUAAGAUUGUUUAUUUACCAGUGAUACAACUCAUUACCAUGGCUUGUAAGCAGUGUGUGUUGGAAGUUACAAUAGUAAAAGAACAAUAAUACUUGGAAUGAUAAACAUUCUGUAUUUGGAAAAUGUAUAAAUUGGCAACAUCAGGCCAGGGCGUGCCUGUAAACAAACAUUUGAGAUGAAAAUAUCUCAAAUUUUUAGCAAUGUUUUAGUACUAUGUAUAAAUGUACAUGAAAGACCAAUUUGCUUUUAAAAUACUAACAUAACAUUUUAAUACCUUGUGUUCAUCUAUUCUAGCAAGUCUCGUUAAUAGUAACUAUGCUUUCAUGUACGUUUGUUCAUUAGAAUUAUUUAUCAUUCGAGUGCAAAUAUAAAAUGGUAAUAACUAUGUACAUUAACUUUUAGCAAAGUGGGGAAACGAAGCAAUUAAAGUGACCAAUUACAAACGAAGUUUCUUUUCAUAUUGUUUAAAACUUUCAUGACAUAAUUCAAUAUAAUGACGAGGAGAAUAAUAUCGCAUUUAUUUAAAUCUUCUUAAUUAAAGCACUACAAAUUUUUCAAUUACGUUUGAAUUUAGGUAAUUGCGAUACUACUAUCUCUCAUAUAUUUAUAUAUACAUACAUGCAUUUUCCCUCUUUGCUUCGUUUGAAUAGAUAAUUAUAAUAAAUAUUAUCGAUCUUGCAACUGUAUAGCAGAUAAUGCAAAAUCAAAUGUUAGACCUUAUUUUAUGGAGGUCUAGUGCAGGUUGCGUAGCGGAACUCGAAAAUUAUACGAUUUUUCCAAGUUGUAGUGCGAAGAUCUGUAACACUAUCGUAUUUUAAAUCAACAAAAAUGUAAAUGAAAUUUAGUAAAUUCGUUCCAUUAGAUUGAUGUAACGAUCUAUCGUGUAAUGGUAUUGGCAGUGUAAAGAUGCACAAAAUCAUUAUAUGCAAAUCAUAAUAAAAAGGAUUUUUUAAUAAAA